Messenger RNA from Selaginella moellendorffii, 4040 nucleotides. RefSeq names its product vasohibin-2. Gene Ontology annotation, cellular component: cytoplasm. The record is from RefSeq and is a predicted model, not a curated record. Gene Ontology annotation, biological process: regulation of angiogenesis. The transcript has 16 exons. NCBI's taxonomy places the organism in Eukaryota, Viridiplantae, Streptophyta, Lycopodiopsida, Selaginellales, Selaginellaceae. Bases 2530 to 3789 code for a protein of 419 amino acids.
CAUAGUGUCUACAGAUUCUGAGAAGCUAAGUUUGCUUGUACGUAUCGGUUGAGUGACGAUAGAUUUAUUUCUGUACAUGCUUAUUUUGUGUUGAUUAAUGUUUCUCUCUUCCUUGUUCUACCUCGAGCAUUUCUAGUGGUGCCAUACGGUGUAACCAGCCUACACCCACGUACACUUCACCGUCUGACGCUCCGCAUUCAUCAGUACUCAUUCUGACUUUGAGCGGCCUGUGAACUGGUCCCUUAAAGAUUUGCUUUUUGGUUGCCGCCACAGACCUGGGUCUUCCUCUUGGUGACGAGUAAACCAUAGCACUACAUGCGUCUUCUUCCGAAGACGAUCCAGAUAAUGGACAAGGUGGUGGCUCAAACUCUGGGCUGUCGAGAAAGUCUUGGAACUUGUCGUCAAUCUCCCGUUGCCGAUCACAGUCACUGUCCUCGUAUGAUCGACCCAGGCAGCAGCUUGAAAGUGGGAUUGGAGAACGCUUUCCUGACGAUAGGCAGCAUGGAGGUGACAUUCUAUAGCAGGGUGAUCCUCUUCUACUGGAUGUCUGGCUCGAUCUCCGGCUUCGAGCAGAUGUUAAAGGCGAUAUUGAAUACGAGACUCCUGGCCUUCUGGGAUUUGGACUUCUCCGCCUAGGACUGCAUCGAGGGCUGGACUUGGUGCUGGGAGUGGCAGGAUAUGAUAUACCAGGUUGACGCGGGUUGAGCCCGGCGCUUGCACAGCUUCUAGGACUUUCAAGGUGGUGGUAACAAGGGGAAGUUGAGAGCCGCACCUCAAUGUCGUGUUCUAGGGGUGGCGGACUUUUUGGAUUGUGUUGGAGAUGCUGGUGCAGACGAUCUCGAUCGUGGUGAGCCUGUUGCUGGUGGUGUUCCAUAGGAGAUUUAGAAGAAGGCAUACCGUCUUCCAACCAGCGGAGUAUCUCGCGAAGGGCAACACUCGACUGCUUCACAGAGCUCCUUCGUUGUGACGAUGACGAUGCGGCAGAAGUGAAGCUCUCCAUCGAAGCAGCUCGGCUGAAUCUUCUUGGCUGGCACACCAUGAACGCAAACUGGCCUUGCCUGGUGAAACCGGCCGAUCCAGAAAGCCAGGCUUCUCCCUCCGUGGAGAACUUGACGAUCGAGUCUCCUUCCAUGGUUACCCGCCCCUCGCCAACUUUCAAGUUCCUCGAAGUCGACGGCUUGCUCCCUUGAGGUGCACCCAGGAUGUACACCUUGGCAUCGACUCCUAUUGGGCCUCUACCUUGGCUGAGUUCUAUGUUGAGUGGAACUACUGGAGAGACGUCGUCACAGGCAAUAGCCGUAAUGUCAAGUGCAGGAUUGGUGAUAAAAAAUCUGCAAAGCAAGCACAGAGGAGCUUUUGUUUCAAGGUGGUUUGCGUGGGACAGCAACCCAUGGCGGGGUAGCUGAGGGCCAUCUCGCCUUCUUUGGCACUGCUGACGCUGGGUAUGGUUCCAUGGCUGGUGGCUCAGCAGAACAAUGGACGGCUUUUUUGUUGCGACUACACCCUUCACAGAGGAGGAGGAUGGCGCGAAGCAACACAAGUUACGCAGUUUUAGCCUUUGUUUCUUGGAGAAGAUUUUGAUCCCCUUGGGCAGCAGCUUCAUGCGCAUCGUGAUCGGUGUGUCAUUUGCUGGAGUCCCUGGUCUGGUCUUUCUUUUUGUUUCUACGAUGGUGCGACUCUUGGAUCAGGUGCCAUAUCACACCACCUCUAACCGCCAGCCGCCGAGGGACGAUUCAGGUGGCUCCAGCGCAGCAACGGUGACGGUUAGGCUUCGCGUUCACGUGAGGCCGAGCGCCUCCCAUUCGGUUGUGCUUGCGGAUGGACACACUGAACAAGCUGUGCUGUGUGGUUCCGCCGGCUUCCGCCGGAGAGAUCGUGGCACCCUCACCGAUCAACGAAGACGAAGUCAAGAAGAGCUUGAUCGCUAGGGGGAGUUCCGUGGUUAGCGUCGACAGCAGCGAUGGGUUUGGGAUUAUCAUCAGCAAGGAUGUCAUCUUGACAACCAGUUCUACGUUUCCGGAUCCAGCGGCUGCGGAAGGUGCAACCGUCAACGUCCGUACUCCUCCAGCCGCGUCGCUCGAGCUCAAGUUGUGGCCUCAGAGAUUCUUCGUGACCAACAGGGACUUGGACCUGACACUCGUCGCUUGCGACCCCAUCACGACAUCAGACGUGUCGCCGCUCAUGUCCGACGCCUCCAAGAUCUCUAGGCAAUCACUGGAGGCGGGCUCUAAGGUGUACAUUCUGGGGUAUCCCAGGGGGAGCAAGAUGGGCUCCAAGUCCAGUGCAGCGCUCGGAGAGGGGAGAGUGACGGUGAAGGAGGACAAGUUCUUGAGGAUCCAGACGGAUGGCCUGGUCUGGGCAUCCGGCUCCGCCGGUUUCAACGAGCAGGGCCAGCUCGCGUUCGUGAUUUGCAAUCCCCACCAGUCCUUCGCAGCGGGGUCGUCAUCGAUUCACGGAGAAGAGCGGAGGGACGACAAGCAAUCGGGUGUUUCCAUCGGGGACGUUUGCUCGCGGCUCAUUCAAGUUUGAAUGGGAAUAUGCUCCGGGGAUCUAUAUCUGGUUGAGUCAGCAAGCAUCAAGCGUCAUCUGUUACGCGCAAGCGUGACACGUGGCCCCAGCCACUUAUCCCACGGCUGUCCUCGUCUGUGGAGUGCCGGCGCCCAAGAGGGAUGGGACACCUCAGACUGUAGUUGCCAAAGGUUUCGAGGAAUGGACAGCAUGGAAGCCGCGAUUGCAGCUGGAGUUGGCGCUCAUCCUUCGGCAACAGCAGCUAAGAGGCCUCAGCUCCCCAAUAAUUUCUUCAAGUUUCCUGCUCCAGCGCGUCUCAAAGCGAUCCAGCACUACAUAAAUUCGUUUGAGUACAAGCAAACACCGACAACCAGCUUCAACUCUCACAAGUUCAGACCACUGUCACGCAUCAUGGACACUGCGAAGAUGAUGAUCUAUUCACCACAACCGAUCAAGUGCGUGGAAGCAGUUUUUCUCGCGCUGUAUCUCACAGCAGGCAUGCAGGAUGUUGAGCGCAUCCCUUUGAGUUUCAAGACACAAGAGGACGACAAGGUGCACCAACAUAUAGUCUUACUGGUUCGCUACGGGGACAAGUAUGGCGCCUUUGGGAUAAGCCGGCGGACGGACCUCAUGAACAAGGAGUUCGACUACGACAAUAUAUCGAGCAUUGUCGAGAACUACAAGCGAGCAUACGAGAACCACAUGCACACUGUGCUCAAGAUACGCAUUGGCCUUCCGGUGGAGCACAACGUUGAGUCUUACAAUUUCAUCUGCUGGCGAUAUUUGACGAUCGCCCCUUGCACGCAGCACUGGGAACAAUGCUGCGACGAGAUGGACAGACACGUCCAGCAGGGCAAGAAGCUGUGGGAGAAGUGGUUGAUCGAGGGACAAGGCGGAGCUGCCAAGACAUCUGCUUUCAGGCAGUGCCAGAAGAAAGAGGACGAUCCAAGGGCGAGGCCAUCGAGUGUUUCCGCAGCGCUGGUGACAAAGCAGGUGACGACGGCUGCUACAGCCAAGGAUUCAAGGCGGCCAGGGUCGCGCUCGAGAACUUUCAGGCUCGCAAGGGCCGAGGCGAGCGGCACUGGUAAGGUGAUUGUUAGCAAGAGAGAAGGUAAAGUGUCAAGAGGCUGGAGUCGUCGAGCUAGGCUGGUAAAAGGCAGGAAGUCGAGCACGAAAAAGUUUGCAUUGAAAGGUCGCACCAUCGAGCUUGAGGUUGUGUCCACCAGGAUCUGCGAGGCAGUCCCGUGCAGGUGUAAAGUUCAAAUUACUGUGCUCAAGUAGAAGAGAGUGAGAGUUUGUUGUGUUUCUAGCCAGAAAAGAGUUGCUCAUACUAUUGAAUGGUCUUUUGUGCUGCACAGUUACAGAGACGAGCAACACCACAACAGCCAGAGUAGGCUUUUGUGACAUACCUUCGAUUAGAUAUUUCAGUGAGGACUAGAAGGGUGGAAGGACAGAGAAUGCGCAAGCAAAUUUGUUCCUUUGCCCGGUUUGUAAAACUGGUUUGGUUGAAAAUAACUGCUAUAAAUCAUUUC